This is a messenger RNA of Ziziphus jujuba (common jujube), 1593 nucleotides long. RefSeq names its product tetrahydroberberine oxidase-like. Gene Ontology annotation, molecular function: oxidoreductase activity; FAD binding. The transcript has a single exon. Bases 1 to 1593 code for a protein of 530 amino acids. Lineage: Eukaryota; Viridiplantae; Streptophyta; Magnoliopsida; Rosales; Rhamnaceae. The record is from RefSeq and is a predicted model, not a curated record.
AUGGCAGCAUCCAACUUCAAGCUUCUUCUUUCACUCUUCAUUCUCUCCAUCUCCAUUUCCUCAACAACUUCGAAUAAUAAUGAUGGUUUUCUUCAAUGUUUCUUCUCUAAGGUACAUCAUUCCAACCCAAUAGACAAUGUGAUUUUCACCAAAAACAGUUCUUUCUACACCUCUCUUCUUCAAUCUUCCAUAAGAAACCUCAGAUUCUCUUCCAGUACUUCAGCUCCGAAACCCGAAUUCAUCAUCACUCCAUAUCAUGAGUCUCACGUCCAAGCAACCGUAAUUUGCGGGACAAAAAAUUCCAUGCAAGUAAGAGUUAGAAGUGGAGGCCAUGACUAUGAGGGCUUAUCUUACGUCGCUGAUGUUCCUUUCAUCAUCAUCGAUCUAGUCAAUCUUCGAUCCAUCACGGUGGACAUAGACAGCGAAAGUGCGUGGGUUGAGGCAGGUGCUAUACUUGGGGAGUUGUAUUACAAAAUUGCAGAGAAAAGUAGUGUUCAUGGCUUCCCAGCAGGGUCUUGUCCCACUGUUGGAGUUGGGGGACAUAUCAGUGGAGGAGGAUUCGGAACCAUAUUCAGAAAAUAUGGCCUAGCAGCCGAUAACAUACUUGAUGCUAAACUUGUCAAUGUCAAUGGCAAAGUUCUUGACAGAGUCUCCAUGGGAGAAGAUCUAUUCUGGGCUAUUCGUGGUGGAGGAGGUUUAAGCUUCGGUGUAAUUCUCUCAUGGAGGAUAAGAUUGGUCCCUGUUCCACCAUCUGUCACCGUCUUCAACAUUGGAAAAACCUUGGAACAAGGAGCUGGAGAGCUGCUUCAGAAAUGGCAAACAGUCGGCAGUGAACUCCAUGAAGAUCUUUUCCUCCAUGCAGUGAUAGAAGUUGCCAAAACAAGUUCAAAUGGUGAAAACAAAACCAUUAAGAUCUCGUUUUUUUCGUUGUUUCUCGGACCAGCUGAGAAACUUGUUCCUCUAAUGCAAGAAAGCUUGCCGGGUUUAGGUUUGGAGCUCAGCAACUGCACUGAAAUGAGCUGGAUCGAAUCGGUUCUCUACUUUGCCGGCUUCUCAAUAAAGGAACCAAUGGAUAUUUUGCUCAACAGGACCGAAAAUUUUUCAGGCUACUUCAAAGCAAAAUCUGAUUAUGUAAAGGAACCGAUUUCGGAAUCUGGGUUGGAAGGAGUAUGGAAAACGCUGCUUGAAGAUGAAACAUCACUGUUGAUCUUGACACCUUAUGGUGGAAAAAUGAGUGAGAUUGGAGAUUCAGAGACCCCUUUCCCACAUAGAUGUGGGAAUCUGUACAAAAUCCAGUAUCUGAGCUCUUGGUAUGCUGAAAACGAAACAGAGGAACAUAUUGGAUGGAUGAGAAGGCUGUAUGAUUAUAUGGAACCUCAUGUUUCCAAAUCCCCAAGAGCUGCCUAUUUCAAUUAUAGAGAUCUUGAUCUGGGUACCAAUAUUGAUACUAAUAGUACAGGCUAUGAACAAGCAAGUAAAUGGGGUUUGAAGUAUUUUAAGCAUAACUUUAAGAGACUUGUUGCUGUUAAGACCAGGGUUGAUCCCCACAACUUUUUCAGGAAUGAACAAAGCAUUCCAUCGUUGCCUUCUUGA